Messenger RNA from Eurypyga helias (sunbittern), 1122 nucleotides. RefSeq names its product Vac14 homolog (S. cerevisiae) (gene VAC14). Gene Ontology annotation, cellular component: endosome membrane; PAS complex. The record is from RefSeq and is a predicted model, not a curated record. Gene Ontology annotation, biological process: phosphatidylinositol biosynthetic process; positive regulation of kinase activity. The annotation marks the transcript as partial. The transcript has 7 exons. NCBI's taxonomy places the organism in Eukaryota, Metazoa, Chordata, Aves, Eurypygiformes, Eurypygidae.
GUUAUCCUGAAGGACCUGGAAGUGCUGGCUGAGAUCGCUUCUUCCCCGGCAGGACAGACAGAGGGUCACGGUCCCUCCAACGGCUCCGAUGUGCGACCUGGCCCAGUGGAGCUUCACGUCCCGGCCAAGGCCGGCCAGCUGAGCUCCGGUACGAAAGGCUUGGAGUGCUCACCCUCCACCCCCACCAUGAACUCCUACUUCUACAAGUUCAUGAUCAACCUGCUCAAGCGCUUCAGCAGCGAACGGAAACUCCUGGAGACCAGAGGAGCCUUCAUCAUCAGGCAGCUUUGUCUACUUCUGAAUGCAGAAAACAUCUUCCACUCCAUGGCAGACAUACUCCUUCGGGAAGAGGACCUCAAGUUCGCCUCCACCAUGGUCCACACCCUCAACACCAUCCUGCUGACGUCCUCUGAGCUCUUCCAGCUGAGGAACCAACUGAAAGACCUGAAGACCCCGGAAAGCCGUAACCUCUUCUGCUGCCUGUACCGGUCCUGGUGUCACAACCCCGUGACAACCGUGUCCCUCUGCUUCCUUACCCAGAACUACAAGCACGCCUACGACCUCAUCCAGAAAUUGUAUCCUUUGGGGGCUUUCUGCCAGGCCGGUGGCCAGGCUGGCCUCUGGUCCCUCUGUGGCCACCAAGGCCUGGACAGGCUCAGGGACGAGUGGCACCAGGGCUGGGAGACUGGGAGAGACCGGCCCCUUGCCCAGCUGACAGCAGGGGGCUGUGGUGAGGAGGGGGGCUUCUGGCCCAUGUAUGGGACAAAGAUGGAUGAGUUAAUGGCAGGGGCGAGGCUGCUGGUGCCCUAUCUCCGCCUGCAGCUGCUGGAUGUGAAGAACAACCCCUACCUGAUCAAGGCUCUCUACGGCCUCCUGAUGCUGCUGCCCCAGAGCAGCGCCUUCCAGCUCCUCUCCCACCGCCUCCAGUGCGUGCCCAACCCCGAGCUCAUGCAAACCUCGGACAGCACCAAACCGAGCACUAGCUUCAAGAGGGGAUCAGCCUCCAACAUCGACUACACGGAGCUGCUGCAGCACUUUGAGAAGGUCCAAAACAAGCACUUGGAAGCACGGCACCAGCGAGCCGGGCGGGCAGAGCAGCUGGACCGAAGGGUGGUCCUCUGA